Molecule: messenger RNA, 2327 nt
Organism: Neurospora crassa OR74A
Lineage: Eukaryota; Fungi; Ascomycota; Sordariomycetes; Sordariales; Sordariaceae
Product: alpha-1,2-mannosyltransferase
Exons: 4
Coding region: 687-1868 (393 amino acids)
Biological process (GO): protein O-linked glycosylation; cell wall mannoprotein biosynthetic process; protein N-linked glycosylation
Cellular component (GO): Golgi apparatus; membrane
Molecular function (GO): alpha-1,2-mannosyltransferase activity
Source: RefSeq, a predicted model, not a curated record
GGACUACUUCCCGUCCAAAGGUACAGCAACAAGCCACACCCAACUCGACCACGUCGCCAAUCGGGUGGUAUCAAGUCAGAGUGUGGCCGUGGUCAGAGUUUCAAUGAACCCCUAUUCGAACCAAAACAAUUGUUUGAGCCUUUGAAGUGGUGCCAAGCAAGGCAAACAUGCACCUGUCCGUCCAAUGCGACAGGGGCAGCGCUAUCCGCCUCAGACACGCGAAUCCCGGUCGUCUGGACGCACCGAUAGGGACAGCGCUGAUAGUGGCGGCGGGCGGGCAGUGGGGAGCCACCAGCGUGGGACCUCGCUGCCCGCCCGCUGUAACUGUUAGUGAUCCCCUUUUCCGCCUUUCCUGCCUGCAGCUGUAUCUGUGCCCAUCUGCGCCUGACAAGCAAACACGGGCACCUCACAUCGGCGCUGGCAUCUUCUCCAUCUUUUUUGACCUUCCUGAAUUCUGCCUUGUUCCUGUCUUCCCCUUUUUCCAGGCCAUCACCACUCGACCCACCCCCGAGCUUGGCCAUCGCAGUACAAGAGUCGGCACGUCGCCGAGCCCCGCGCUGCGAUCCCACCAUCAACCUAGGUAUAUCACCGUUUGAUAGAUGAAGUAGUCAACCCCGUGGCCGUGACACCUCGAACCAUUCCGGUUGGACACUUGGACUUCUCCAGUCUCCUAACCUCCUAUCACAAUGGCGAUUGCUCGCCCAGUACGAGCCCUGGCCCUGGCGGCUGCGCUCGUCUGGUGUUUCUUCAUAUGGCAGCUUCUGUCGCCAUCGGGAACCGCCAUGACCAAAGACAAAUACUUGUCCUUUGAGCGGGAUCCCAACCUGGACCCUACGGGAGAACCCGAAGGGAAGCUCAUACGCGCUUCCGAAGACUAUGCGCCGGGCGCAAAGAACUCGGCCAGAAUCAAUGCCACUCUGCUGGCGCUGGUGCGAAACGAGGAGCUGGAAGGCAUGCUGCAGGCGAUGCGCGACCUCGAGCGGACAUGGAACCACAAGUUCAACUACCCCUGGACCUUUUUCAACGACGUGCCCUUUUCCGAUGAGUUCAAGAAGAGAACGCGCGCGGUAACGAAGGCCGAGGUCAGAUACGAACUUAUCCCCAAGGAGCACUGGGAAAUGCCAUCAUGGAUUAACCAGGACCUGUACCACGAGUCGGUCAAGAUCCUCGAAGAAAAGAAGAUUCAGUAUGCCGACAAAAUUUCGUACCACCAGAUGUGCCGGUGGAACAGCGGCAUGUUCUACAAGCACCCGGCCCUGGCCAACACGCAGUACUACUGGCGCGUCGAGCCCAACGUUCACUUCUUUUGCGAUGUCGACUAUGACGUUUUCCGCUACAUGCACGAUAACAACAAGACGUACGGCUUCACCAUCAACCUGUACGACGCCCCGGCGUCCAUCACUACUCUGUGGCCCGAAACCGAAAAGUUCUUGGCCGAGCACCCCGAAUAUGUGCACGAGAACAGCGCCAUGAAUUGGCUGACGGACAAGACCCGCCGUCCCGACCACACAAAGGAUGCCAACGGUUAUUCGACAUGCCACUUUUGGAGCAACUUUGAGAUUGGCGAUAUGAACUUCUGGCGCAGCAAGGCGUACGAGGAUUAUUUCAACCACUUGGACCGUGCCGGUGGCUUUUUCUACGAGCGUUGGGGUGACGCACCUGUUCACAGUAUUGCCCUGGGUCUCUUCGAAGACUCUAGCAAGAUUCAUUGGUUCCGCGAUAUUGGCUAUCAGCACAUUCCCUUCUUCAACUGUCCCAACUCCCCCAAGUGCAAGGGCUGCGUUACCGGCCGUUUCACCGAUGGCGAGGCCUGGCUCAACAGGGAAGACUGCAGACCCAACUGGUUCAAGUACGUCGGCAUGGGCUAAGCUGGUGAACGAAUCCCGAACGACAAACACAUCGAAAGAAAUAAACACAAAACAGUAAUGGAGCGUUGGCGCUGGCUGGGUUUUCGACAACGAAAAGUCUCCGGGCCGCGCUGCUGUAUCAUACCCGGCUACGUAGCCUUGCGGCGUUGCAUAUGACAUGCUUUCGGGAUACAUACGCUUAUGGAACUGACGAAGGAACUUGUCUGACGCUGGCGGUAUCCAGCCAUCUAAUGAUGCUUGUACAUACUAAUUUAUGACGAAUUCCUGAUGCACGACACAUGAUCAAAAUGGGCGGUUACGGGGUGUGUUCUUGGAUUCUCAGGGCUGUUCUAUGCCACCGAAGACGCUGCGGAUACGCCUGUUUAGAGUAGCAUGAGGGUUCAAACGGUUAGAAGAUGCGGAACGGCUUACUCUUGUUGAAUUUUUGAUCGGAAUAGAGGAACCAAGUUGUACCCGCAU